AUAUAUUUUUGCCCUUCUAAUUUUUUUCAGGAAAUCAAAGAAGAUAAUAUUGUAAUGAAAAAAGAUAUUGCUGAUCUUAAAACAAAGGUGAAUGAAAUUGAGGAGGGAAUGAAACGUUUCUUUGAUUUUAUGGAGGUUACUGCGAAGAAACAUGAUGCAAACAAGGAAGUUCCUGGUGAAAGGCAAGGAGAAGGAGAACAGGAGAAGGUGAAGAACAAAGAUCGGAAGUCUUCUUCUCAAGAGGGGAAAUCCUUAUCUGAAGAUGAUUUGCAUCAAAGUAUGAAUGACUUCAACACUGUAGAAUGUGUUGGUCCUUUAGCAAUUAUUCCGGUUUCCAAUGUGGAACCAAUUCAAAAUGAUCUUGAAGAAUUUACAACAAAUAAAAUUGAUAUUGGCCAUGACAAAGAUUUUGAGACUACUCCAACUUUCAAUAUUUUAUCCCAAUCAUCAAAUGACAAUUAUGAGGUUAAGAAAUUAUACUCAAGAAAGAGAAGGGAAAGGAAACCAAGCAAAUAUGUUUGUUCUCCAUACACCCAUAAUUUGUCAGCAAUUGUUUUUGCUUUGUCCAAUGAACGAAGAAAAAACGAAAGAACAUUUCAUUGGAUGAUUUCGUUUUGA
Messenger RNA from Humulus lupulus (European hop), 618 nucleotides. RefSeq lists its product as uncharacterized. Lineage: Eukaryota; Viridiplantae; Streptophyta; Magnoliopsida; Rosales; Cannabaceae. The coding region runs from base 55 to 618 and encodes 187 amino acids. The record is from RefSeq and is a predicted model, not a curated record. The transcript has 2 exons.